Messenger RNA from Cryptomeria japonica (Japanese cedar), 2163 nucleotides. RefSeq names its product ankyrin repeat-containing protein ITN1. The record is from RefSeq and is a predicted model, not a curated record. Lineage: Eukaryota; Viridiplantae; Streptophyta; Pinopsida; Cupressales; Cupressaceae. The coding region runs from base 290 to 2119 and encodes 609 amino acids. Gene Ontology annotation, cellular component: plasma membrane. The transcript is spliced from 3 exons. Gene Ontology annotation, molecular function: protein phosphatase regulator activity; protein phosphatase 1 binding.
UGCUACACCUAACUUUCUCAGAAAUAGGUACUCUUUUUUAUUCACAGUUUUUAAACUCUACAAAAAAUGCCCGAUUUCUCUUAACAGCGUGAAGAUGCCUAUUUUAUAAGCUCAACAAAUUCCAGGUAACGGACCGUCAUAUGACCGCAGAGCAAAGCGACUGUUCGUUCUGUGGAAGUAAAGCUUUCCGUCACUUGUCAGGGACCAAACCCUCUCAGCCAAUUCCUAUGUAUUGUACUCUUUUGGUAUACUGUGUGGCCUGUGGUCAUGAGCCUCAGUGAAUGAAUAAAUGAUUCCCAACAUGAGCCCCCAGGAUAAUAUGAGCACCAACAGCACCAUGGUAGCGAGGGUUUAUCCAGAGCAAAGCCAGCAGCCUUCAUCUGCAGGUCAAUGUUCUCAAUCAAUUUCGAUUGAAAUGGCGGAAGGGAGCGGGGCGGGUUCGAGUCCACGACCUGUGGACGAAAAUAGCGCGGGCCGGACACUGGUGCUGUCGAAUUCAGGGAAUCGAAUGGAGGAGGGCGGCAACAGAAAGCUGUAUGUGAAGCAGGUGACUGGAAGGCACAACGAUACGGACUUGCACCUGGCGGUGAAGGGUGGGAAGCUGGAGCGUGUGAAGGAGCUGCUGAAUGGUUGUGAUGAUCCGGCGAGCCUGGUGAGUGAGGUGAAUGAGCUGGGGGAAACUCCAGUUUACGUUGCUGCGGAGCGUGGAUACUUGGAGGUUUUGGAGGAGCUUCUUCUAUUCGCCAAUCCAGAGACGCUUGUCAAGAAAAGUCAUUCAGGUUAUGAUGCUUUCCAUAUCGCGGCCAAGCAAGGUCACUCAGGUGUUGUGAAAGAGUUACUGAAACAUAAAUCCAGUCUUUGUAUGACUUGUGAUUUGUCAAAUGCCACCCCUCUUAUUUCUGCUGCAUCUAAGGGGCAUUCUGAAGUGGUUCAGGAACUGUUAUCCACUGAUCGUCAGUUGAUGGAUAUCUCCAAAAGUAAUGGCAAGAAUGCUCUUCAUUUGGCAGCAAGAGCUGGUUAUGUUGAUAUUGUCAAAGCACUGUUGGACAAGGAUCAACAGAUGGCCCGGAAACAAGAUAAAAAAGGACAGACAGCAUUGCAUAUGGCUGCAAAAGGAGCAACUUGCCUGGAAGUGGUGAAAGAGCUUCUAACUGUUGAUCCAGCUAUAGUUAUGCUACCUGAUAGGAAUGGGAAUACUGCUUUGCAUGUUGCUACAAGGAAGAAGCGAGUGGAGAUUGUUAAAGAACUACUCUCAUUAAGGGACAUCAAUGUGAAUGCAUUAAAUAGGACGACAAAAACAGCCUUGGAUUUUGCUGAAGAUCUACAAUCCUCAGAAGAAGCAGCUGAGAUAAUGGAUGCUUUGGUUAAUGCAGGUGCAGUUAAGGCCAAGAAUCUGAAUCAACCUAGAGAUGAGCUAAAACAAACAGUUACUGCUAUAAAACAGGAUGUGCAUCAUCAACUCAAGCAGACUCGGAGGACUAAUAAAAAAGUGAAUGGUAUUGCAAAAGAGUUGAGGAAGCUCCACCGAGAAGGUAUUAACAAUGCUACAAAUUCUGUGACUGUUGUUGCUGUUCUGUUUGCUACUGUUGCGUUUGCAGCUAUUUUCACAGUUCCAGGAGGUUUUGUAGGAGACAACAACAAUCAACCAUCACCCGGAACCCCCGCUCCUCCUAGUGAAGAUAAUGGAACAGCCGUUGUUGCACAUUAUUUUGCUUUUAAAAUCUUUUUCAUAUUCAAUGCAAUUGCACUCUUCACAUCCAUAGCAGUUGUGGUGGUACAGAUAACCUUAGUACCAUGGGAGACAAAAGCCCAAAGACAGGUGGUUUUUGUCAUUAACAAGUUAAUGUGGUUAGCUUCUGUAUGCACAUCUGUAGCAUUUCUUGCAUCUGCAUAUAUAAUUGUUGGUCGUCAAGGGCAAUGGAUGGCAAUCACAGUAUCAGCAAUAGGUGGUUUCAUCAUGGUGAGUGUUUUGGGCACCAUGACAUUUUAUGUAGUAAAAUUUCGAAGAAGCAGGUCAUCACAAAGGAGACUCCGAAGAAAUUCUUUGAGUCAUUUAUCAACAUCCUCCCGUAUAGAUUUUUCAGAAUCAGAACUGGAUAAUAAGAUAUAUGCAAUUUGAAUGUAUCAACUUUGCAUAACAAAUAUAUAUGCAUCCUUCAGUCA